Molecule: messenger RNA, 1623 nt
Organism: Lachancea fermentati
Lineage: Eukaryota; Fungi; Ascomycota; Saccharomycetes; Saccharomycetales; Saccharomycetaceae
Source: the annotation of a GenBank genome assembly
AUGAGUGAGGCUGUCGACGGUCAACCCGCCGUGGAAAACAACAAUGCGCCGCCAAUGCUGCCACAUUUGCAGCAGCAGCAGCAGCAGAAUGAGCACGCAAAUAUCGACUAUGAUCAGGAAGCGCGUAAGCUCGAGGAGAAGGCGGUUCGUUUUCUCGCCAAGCAAGCGCAUCCUGUGAUAAUUCCAUCAUUCGCAUCAUGGUUCAAGUUCUCUGAAGUACACGAAAUUGAGAAGAGGAUGCUGCCAGAUUUCUUCGACGAUUCUUCGAGGUUCAAAACUGAGAAAGGGUACAAGGAUGUGCGUAACUUCAUGAUUAAUACGUACAGACUGUCACCCUUCGAAUACCUAACGGUGACCGCGGUCAGAAGAAAUAUCGCCAUGGAUGUGGCAUCUAUUGUAAGGAUACAUGCGUUUUUGGAACAGUGGGGCCUGAUAAAUUACCAAAUUGACCCUAGAUCGAAGCCAUCGCUGCUUGGUCCUAGCUUCACUGGCCACUUCCAGAUAGUGUUGGAUACACCACAAGGGCUGAAACCAUUUUUACCCGCUGAAGUUAUUACUGAAACGGAAACACCAGAGGUUGAAGAGAGUAAAAAUGAUGCAGCUGAAACGACGCAAGAGAAAACGGAAGCUAAGACGGUCACGCGUAUCGUUCCACCCGAAAAGUUCCCUGUCAACUUAUCGCUGAGAAAAAACAUUUAUGAUAAUGGGCAAGACUUUAACUCCUUGCAAACCAACUCUCAGCAAUCUAGGCAGAUCCACAAGACUUACAUAUGUCACACCUGUGGUAAUGAUGCGGUAGGGAUCCGUUAUCACAAUCUGCGCUCCAGAGAUACUAAUUUAUGUUCACGCUGCUUUCAAGAAGGCCAUUUUAGUGCACAUUUUCAAUCCUCCGAUUUUAUUCGCUUAGAGAACAACGUUAAUACCAGAAAACAAUGGUCAGAUCAAGAAGUACUGCUUCUGCUUGAAGGUGUAGAGAUGUACGAGGAUGACUGGGAAAAGAUUGUUGAGCAUGUUGGAGGUUCAAAAUCUUUAGAAGAGUGCGUCGAAAAAUUCCUCGUUCUGCCUAUAGAAGAUCGCUACAUUGAUGAAGUUGUCACAGCUCCUGCAAAGGAAGCGGUUGCUAAGAAAAAUAUUGUAGACACAAAAGAUGCUGUAGAUGCAGCUAUCAAGGCCUUAAUCAAUGGCACAAAUGACAAAAUUCUCAAUGAAAACAUACCAGAAAAAGCAGACAGUAUUUCACAAAAGUAUUUGGAAGAAGCUCAACUUGUUGUCCAAGAUUUGAUAAAGUUGACUGUAGAGAAGGUGGACCUCAAGUUUAAGCAGCUAGAUUCUCUCGAAACUACUUUAAAUCAGGAGAGGGAAAAAUAUGUUAAGGAGGCCGAUAAGUUGUUGAAUGAGAAGCUCUCACUGAGCAAACAAAUUACAGAAUUAAAUGAUGAAAUGGCAAAACUGAACGUUUCGAAAAAGUUAGUCCUGCUAUCAGAGCAAGCAACCACUGGCAUAAAGCUAGUUGAAAAAGACGAGGAGGCACAAUCGAAGGAGAGAAAGGCUAAAAGAAUGGAGGAACUACAAAGCAUUUCACAUGUAGAACCUCAGUUAUAUAAACCUUGGUCCCUGUCUUAA